AUGAGACUAUUCCUAUUCAUAUAUACGCUUAUUACUUUCAUCAAAUUCUCUUCUUCUACGGUCGUCGUCACAAUCACCGCCGCCCCAGCCAUCCCCUCCGGCGAACCGUCCUACUCCAACCCUGCAUCUUUCACAUCUGCGAUUCUUAAUUCGACUAAUACCUACCGCCGCGAAUACAACGCUACUUCACUCUACUGGAAUACCACUCUGGAAAAAUUCGCUACUGCAUAUCUUCAAUCGGAUACAACCUGCCGUUUCGCCCAUUCAGGCGGUCCAUACGGCGAGAACAUCGCAAUUGGAUACGCGAACGCGACAGCGACGGUAGAGGCUUGGGGUAAUGAGGACGAAAAAUACAAUUUCGACCAUCCUGGUUUCACGGAAGAGACAGGACAUUUUUCUCAGCUGGUCUGGAAAGCAACGAGGGGUGUUGGAGAAGAUAAGCGCGUUGGCAAUACUAUUAUCGCUGGAAUAUUGACACUUCUGCUUGCAGAUUAUAGCUCCACCAAGGAAGAUCUCUUGAUUAGCGAUGCCAUUUACGCGUAA
Trichoderma breve is the source of this 543-nucleotide messenger RNA. Its product is annotated as cysteine-rich secretory protein family domain-containing protein. The record is from RefSeq and is a predicted model, not a curated record. Bases 1 to 543 code for a protein of 180 amino acids. The transcript is spliced from 3 exons. NCBI's taxonomy places the organism in Eukaryota, Fungi, Ascomycota, Sordariomycetes, Hypocreales, Hypocreaceae. Gene Ontology annotation, cellular component: extracellular region.